This is a messenger RNA of Drosophila eugracilis, 6126 nucleotides long. RefSeq lists its product as uncharacterized. Bases 405 to 4853 code for a protein of 1482 amino acids. The record is from RefSeq and is a predicted model, not a curated record. Lineage: Eukaryota; Metazoa; Arthropoda; Insecta; Diptera; Drosophilidae. The transcript is spliced from 5 exons.
AUUUGUAUACGCCAUUUUGUAUAUGUGUGUUGCAUAUAGUGAAAAUUCGAGAGGUCAUAAUGAAGUAAAAUGUUUCAAUCGAAUAAUAUUAAAAUACUCUUCUAAAAGUGUGGAUUUUAUGUUAUACAAUAUAUUAAUGUUGAAUGAUUAUUCAAACUGCUAGUAAUUUAAAUUGUGUAUUUAACUAUUGCUUAUGUGUACACAUCUGAAUACUUACCUAUAUGUGUGUAUUCAGUUCAAUAUGAAGUGAAAGAUGUAAAAACUUGUUUCGUCCUCGGGCAAAAUGAAUAUGCGUACCACAGUAUAAUUUUAAAUAUGAUUGGGAGACAUAGAAAAAAGUGCUUCCGUUAUUGAUCAUCCAAAACAAGAUAUAUGGCCGAAAACAUAUUCAAUGGUACAACAUCAUGUCUAAAACCAACCAUAGCUUUCGAAUCAAGGAUAAAGAGCUUAAUUCUUCUAAAAACGGCAAAGAAAAUGAGUGUAAAAUUGAAAGAAAAUAUGUUUUUAACUCAACCCCCAAAACAGGUUGUUCAACAGUAUUAGAUAACGAGUUGGUCGCAUUAGCAGCUUUGCAGAUUUGUGAUUAUAAAAAGAAUACUAGUGGCAUUAAAUGUAUACCCAACGAUCAGCUGAUUAAUCCCACAUGCAAAGGCACCAUCAUUAUCUCGUUUUUACCUCAAAAAAUGCUUACACGACAACCCUAUCAUCUAUUUUUCUUUCUCCUCCUUGUUGCGGUUCACCAGAUUUCAUUAUCGCAGUCAAUAUUCUUAGACGAUUUAAGUUCAAGGGACAACAGAACCAUUUCACAAGAAAAGACGAAUGGAAACAAUAACUUAAAAAAUGGCACAGGAAGUAACAUGAUUUCUGGAAACUCACCUAUAGUGCAAAAAGAUUAUUUGGAAAAGUUAAAUAAUUUUGAGCGUAAUGUCGCAGCUGUUCUAAUAAAAGUAGCAUAUGGGACAACUUCUACAACCAAGCGAAGUAUACCAGAUACUAGUUACUCCUUGGGUCUAACCACUGUCGCUACACCAUUUUUGACAACGCAAAGAUAUUCCUCGGUAUAUCAACAACAAGGUUUUAAUGGUCAUCAAAGAAAUUAUGAACUAGACUUAGAGAGAGACCAUGCAUUGCCAACUUCUGCUCCCAACGCUGACAUACUAAAAAGUAAUAAUAAUCCCACUUACCCAAACCCAAACCGCCAUCACCCACAUGAUAGGGAGCGGAACAAAAACACCGCACAGUAUAAUUCGACUCCGAUACCAUCCAUUCCCAACAUUUUAAAAAAAUCAAAUGGAGGACAAUCACCAACAUCACCAAUGUACCCUGGAGAUAUUCCGUCAUAUUCUCCACCGUCGCGAGCCUUCUUUACACCUCCACUGCCACCGGAAUAUCAAAAUCCAUUUGCUGAUAAGCCCACCUUGCGUGGUACCAAUAAUGAGGGCCUUAUAGCAGUUAAUAGGCGUCCGAUCCCACCGCCUAGCUUAAUGCCCAGUCAGGACCGGAUCCCUAUUCGACCUCCAGAUCUUGGGGGCAAUAGUAACGAUGCCGUUUUAAAUCCGUUGGCAGACGCAAAGGUUGGUGAUGAUACAAAGCAGCGUCCUAUUGAAUCAACUAUAUCUCUUGGAACGGGAUCCAAUGUGUCUGUAUCGGAUCGUAAAAAAACACUAAAUACCCCUGCACGUGCCAGUGGUGAAGACUUUUUAAACGAAAAAACAACAAGCAGUGAGGGACUGAUGUCUCAUGAACCAAUUAAAAGACAGGAAGUCUUACCAAAUAUAAGACGCAUUCUGGGAUCGAAUGGAAAAAAUGGUGAUAUACCAGCAGUGCUGUUGAAGCAGGUAACUCAGCGACCUAUAAUUAGCUUCCGACAUCCACCAUCUUCUCCAGUUGUAUUGGUCGAUAAGAAUUUAACAAACGAGACUACAGAUGCGGAUGGCUUCUUGGUUAGUCCAAACAUUAAUCAAAGUAAAUACCAGCACGGUCAGUUGGACUUCUAUGACAAUGCUAAUCACACAACAGGAACAACUCCAUCAGCAGCUGCUGCCAUUGGGGAUGUAUUAGCCACCUCGUUUUCGUACGCCACUACUAAGGCGGUUCUUCCAGGACAUAAAGGAAAAAAAAGUAACACCGUUAAGGAACUGGGUCCGAUCCCGGGCGGUCGCGAUACUAUUACUGGCUCAUCAGCAGCUGCUUCAGCACAAACUACUUGGGCGUGGGCUUGGAAUAUCCACAUCUAUCUGUCAGUUGUAGUCUUUACUAUUUUAUCGGUUUACUCGCUAUACAAAAUGCUAACAUAUAACAAACUUACACAUUUGUUUGCACAGUCGUAUUUUGUAUGCAUCCAUCUCAUAUUAAUUUUAAUUUGCAUAAUGAGAAUAUUUUUCCUAUGCUUCGAUGCAUAUAAUGCUCAUGGCACCUUUAACAUGUUCACCUCGGAACUCCUGCUGAAUCUACCCUCGACCUUCUUAACAGUUGCAUUCUCUAUACUUAUAUUAUAUCUCUUCCUCAAGUCUUUAAACCACAAAAACAAUAGAUACUCGGCUUUGAUAAGACCACUGACAGUAGUUGUCGGCUGCGGAGUUCACGUUGUGCUUUGCAUUACAUUGCACUAUGUUGAAUCCUACACAUUAAAAAAUCAUAAUUUGUAUUUUCAACAACAGCAGCAACAGCAAUACAUUCGUCGACAGCAACUUCAUAGUUAUCAAGGCCAAGUUACUGCUACAAUGUCCCCAUCGGCAAUAAUGCCACCGCCUCCUCGAGUCUUGACCCUUAUAUGUCAGAUAAUUUAUAUAUUUAUUUGUCUCAGUUUAGGGCUACUUUACCUAUAUAUGUAUCGUAUUUUAAAACGUAUUCUCCGCAGCAAAUCUCAAAACUAUAUACACGGAUAUCAGAAUUUGUCCUACGCUAUACAUAUAACUAUUGCUACGGCUCUUCUUUUUGUACUAUUGGCUGCUAUUCAGAUAUUCGGUGCUAUAUGUAUUUCAGCAUCGCGGCAAACUGAUAUAGUUGAUGUCGAUUGGAUUCAAUGGGGUUAUCAAUUCUCACUGCGUCUCAUAGAGAUAGCCAUAGUAACUUUAAUAUCAUGGGUAACUGGGCUUAAAAACAGUAUAGGCCACGAUUCUUUAAAUACUGUAAAUGGGGAGAUUCGAAUGGUUGGUUCUGGUUUGGGAACUAUGGGUGCAUUCGGUCAAGCAAGCGUUUCAAGUAACAAUCCUAUCAGAGAGAAAAAUGCUGGCAACGGGUCCGGCACACACAACUCAAAUGUGACCAAUUUUUUUUUGCCGUGUACAUCAACCUCUAGUCAGGAGCAUUUUGAAACAGACUACCCAGCAAUUUGUAACGCAAAUACAAAUCUCCAUACGUACACUAUGCGGACGGGAAAACUUAUUUAUGAUGACAGUUAUGCCCUAAAUUCUAUAGGGCCCACAACUGCUGCAACAUCCUGCAGUCGCCCAUGUGAAUACCAGCUACAGGAGCCAAUGUACCAAAGGCCCUAUGAUACAGGUUCGAUUGGAAGUGCUCUCAAUGGACCUAAUGGUCAAAAUUAUCCCCAAGCUUCACAAAACCACAAGCAACAACAUCAGUUACAUCAAAUGCGUUUUCACGAGCAUCCCACCCAUAUGACUACGGACUACACCACAGAUACUGCACCGGAUCAUUACGAAAAUCCAAAUUUCAGCUUGCGCACAGCUAUCUUUGCAACAGCUGAACAAAAGUUAAAAGAAAUAAAUGACAAAAAUGGAGUUGGUUCUACCUCAGAUUCUGGAUCGUCCCAUCAGCAAGUUGUGUUGUUGCAAAACGACAAUUGUUAUUCUGAGCCACUGGAGCACGAAAACAAGCAUUAUGAAUUUAACAUAUUUGAGCGCCCCGUGUUUAAUGAUAAAUUAGUUUACAAUGUUCAGCCCAACAGUGAAUGUUUUGCAGAUCGACAAAAAAUAUCGAAUGGCCCCGAAAGAAAGUUUGAUGGCAAUGGUACAAUAGAUCGGAAUUUCUUCGAAAAUAAGAUUACCGAGCGUCGCAAUUCAAACUCAACCAAUUCAUACUCGUCCAAUGCUGGUGGUGGCGGGCGAUGUGCAAGUUAUAAUUCAUAUGAACGCGCAUUUUUCAACGGCGUUUGCAAUACUAACCAUAUGUCCAGUGGUGUAAUAACACUUGGCGCCCCUGCUACAGGUCUUACUAGAGAGGCUACAAUUGCCUCUGUUGGUACUCAAAGAAUAAUUGCCAAUGGAACGCAGACGAUAGGAAUAUCGGAUAGAGCCGCCCAUUUUUAUCAGAGAGAAAAUGGACGUACUCCAAACUUGAGGUCAUUGCAAGGUGAUAGUGACAUGUUUAAAAAUAUGCCUAUAAGGCAGCACCAACUACAAAAGCUACCUUAUGAUGAUAACUCAGAUGAUGAAGAAGAGGAAGACGACAUAAUAUCAGGAAGUAAUGUAGAGUGUACAAACUUGAUAAGCAACGAUAACGGUUCUGUCACUAUUGCAGAAGACAACGCUACAAAUUCCGUUUCAAUUAAUAGCACAACAUUACUUGCGGGCGCAACAGCGAACAAAAAAUUGUCGGUUGACCCGCUUUUGCAUUCCAAAUUACAUGCACAAUUGCGCGCAAAUAAUGGAAAGUUUCAUUCUGAGUUGUGCACUGCUUCAUCAGCUUCGGUGGCCUCUGCAUCCUCGAAUUCAUGCACAACAUCCAGUGCCUCUGAUAGUAUGCUAGUGGCAGAUCAAGGCUUUCUUCGUUUUCGCUCUAUAGAGGAUCAAAAUGGUACCCAAAAUGCAAAUGUAGAGACCGAAAGGCCUGUUGUAUCUUCUCUACGUUUCAAAAGUUGCAGUGCGACUGUAAAUGACAUCGAUUGCUAAGAUUCUUUAACAUCAUAGAUAAAUAGCUUUGCAUGUCCUAGCCAUAACCGUUUUUCUUUGACUUAAUAUCAAUCAAAUGCUGUUUUGAUUGAAUGUUUAUGCCAAUAAAAGUAGUUAAAUCACCACUUUAUAAUAUCUUCAAACUUGUGACUGCGAAAAGCAGAAUUAAAUCAAUAUAUAUUCAAACUUUAAGUAUAACAAUUUUUAUUCGGUAAAAUCUAACGCUCAAACUUAAAACAAAACACUUUUCAAAUGAGAUUUUAAUGCUUAGCUGGGUUACUUAAAAUCUAUGCUUUCCUUAUUGCUUUUAUAUAUUUUUAUUAUUAUUUAUUCAUUCAUUCACAAUUGUAUAUUUCGUCAAUCAAAAUCGCUUAUUAAUAUAAUAAAUAUAUAUAAUAAAUAUGUAUAUAAAUAAUCACAAUUCCUCUUUAAGAUUUCAUAAUGUACACAAUUCCAUUGAAAACUUUUUAUAAAGUGUAAUUUUUUAUUUUUAUCUUGCAAAAACUCCGUGUUUUUUUAUUGCACAGAUCAAUCGUUUAAUGAAAUAUAUACAUAUGGUAUAUAAUUAUUAAAAACUGUAUAAAUUUGUUUGAUGUAGGCCAUACGAAUGAAAACAAUCAGAAUAAAAUGAAAAACAUUUUCUUAUUUACAUUUUUAUUAUAAUUAGUUUGAAAUACACAAAUUCUUUAAAGAGAAUAUUUUCAUGCAGUUUAGCAUUAAAAAGUGUUAAAGUAAAAGCCUACUUAUAGCAUUUAAAGCAUUCUCUUUUCUCUUUUUUGUGCAUAGUGCAGAAUAAACGUAAAUUCUAAACAUUAUUGAUAUUUAUAAUAACGAUCUAUUUACUAUAGAAUAUUCAGAAAAAAUGAUUUUUAUAAGUAAAAGUGUCUGUUAAAAAUAAACUUUAAUUACAUAGUACUGACUAGUUAAGGCUUUUGCAGAUUUCUAUUGUUAAAAUGAUUAAAAGUAAAUGUAUUCUUAAAAAUACUUCUAAUUUAAGAGUAUGUGUAAUCUUUUUAUGCAGCACAUUUAAGUCGUUAAUGACAUGUUAAGAAGCCAUACAUAAAUUACUAUUAUUAUAGAUACGCUGUAAAUAUAUUUUUAUAUCUAUUUGAAAUAAUUCCCAUAAUAAUGAAAUACAAACAAUAUUUCUGAAAUAUAAUUAUCCUUUACUUUGUAAGCAUUGACAAAGAAGCUACGUGUAUGCACAUUCUUAAAUGUAAUUACCUUUAGUAAAGUAGCCAGGCAAGAAUAAAAAUAUAAAAUACAAAGUUAA